AAAAUAUCGUUUGAAACAUUGCAUGCAUGCGCUAUGCAUUAAUCGAAGGCCAGGGCGCACGCAACAUUCCUGCUGAAAAAUGGCACUCUUUUCCUCUCCAAACACCGAUCUGUUAACGCAGGGUAGCCUCAUUGUAUUUAUGGAGGUUUACCUGUAUUUUCAGGGUUUAUACUCUGUAAUGGCUGUGACGAUUUGUUUUUUUCUAAUGGGUUUGGGUUACCGUAAGGCGCGAUGUGGGUCAAGAGCAUGCAUCAUUGUGCUUGGUGACAUUGGAAGGAGUCCCCGUAUGCAAUACCACGCCCUUUCCUUGGCUGCAGUCAAUUUUGAUGUGGAGAUGGUUGGUUAUGGAGGUUCAAAGCCUCAUGAGGAUCUUCUGAGAAAUGAUAAAAUCAAGCUGCGUCUGAUGUCCGACCCACCAAAUCUUCCUUCUAUAAUCCCAAGACUCUUGAGAUAUGUGUUCAAGGUGAUUUGGCAAUCAAUGCAGCUUGUUUGGGUCAUGCUUGUUCAGCUGCAAUGGCCCUCCCAUGUGUUAGUCCAGAAUCCACCAGCCAUCCCGACGUUAGCAGUAGCUUGGCUGUGUAGUCGAUUGUAUGGCAGUAAGUUCAUGAUUGACUGGCACAACUAUGGCUUCACUAUACUUGGUCUGACACUGGGAAAGGAUCAUAUGCUGGUGAGAAUCACCAAAUGGUUUGAAGGUGUGUUUGCUAAGUGGGGUGAUGGACAUCUGUGUGUUACCAAUGCUAUGAAAGAUGAUCUGACCAAGAGAUUUGGACUCAAGAAACCCAUAACUCUCUAUGACAGACCUCCUAAAGUCUUCAAGGAAACACCCUUAGAAUCUCAACAUGAGCUGUUCACACGAUUAGCUGAAGAUUAUCCGGUAUUUAAUUCAGCUGAGAGUAUAUCAAAUGCCACAGCCUUCACAGAACGGACCUCAUCAGGAGAGAUAGUGAGGAAUGGCAACCGUCCUGCUUUGAUUGUAAGCAGUACCAGUUGGACAGCAGAUGAAGAUAUCUCAAUCUUGCUGAAUGCAUUACAGGAAUUUGACAAGGCAUAUCAGGAUGGUAAGAACUUACCCCACAUAGUGUGCGCUAUCACUGGCAAAGGACAGCAGAAGCAGCAUUAUCAAGAUAUCAUUGGAGGCAUGUCAUUGAAGUCUGUCAAGUUCUGUACACCAUGGCUUACCGCGGAAGAUUAUCCAUUGUUGCUGGGUUCAUCUGACCUUGGGGUAUGUCUUCAUACAUCAUCAAGUGGCCUUGAUCUACCAAUGAAAGUUGUAGACAUGUUUGGCUCUGGACUUCCUGUAUGUGCAGUCAACUUUCAGUGCAUUGGUGAGUUAGUGAAACACAAGGAAAAUGGUUUGGUGUUCGAUAGUGCUGGGCAGUUGGCAACACAGCUUCAAGAAUUGCUUGGAGGUUUUCCACAGGACCAGCAAUGCCUUCAAAAUUUCAGGAAAAAUUUGCAACAAUUCCAGUCAGAAAGAUGGGAGGAAAAUUGGGACAAGACUGUUCGUCCAACUUUGUAUACAUAAAAGGAUUAAAAAUGGAUGGUUUCUUGUCUGAUUUAAAUCUGUAAAAUGUGUGUGCUCUCGUAAGACUUUCAAAAAAUGGAAACUUUACUUUGAUUGUUUCAUCUGCAAUCAAAUUUGAUUCAGAUUUCUUCCGCAGCAACUUUCUUUUUUGGUCGAUGUUUCUUUACCAUCCAUGCCAUCAGAAUGCUUGUAAUACACAAUUGACAUACAUGUAAUCCUCUAGCUAACUCUCUGGAAUUCAAAGGGUACAUUAUUUACGGUACUGUAUGAAUAGAUUUAUUCAUUCAAAAUGAAGCAUCCAUAGGCUUUUGCAGAGUACUGAAAACAUACUUUAAUUUUUUUUGGCUUUAAUUUCCUAGCAGUAGCAUAUGGUAUUUUUCGUUCAUUCAUUUGUUCAAAGUGAAGACCCCAAGAAUGGCUGAUUGCACAAGUGUUGGUUAUAGCACACAUGCACAGACAUACAAACAAAUAAUUUGUGACAUUAAAUUCUUUGAAAUACCAAUAGUGACCAGGCCAAAUCAACUUCAAAAGGCCCUCGUGACAGGUAAACCCAGAGCAAGUUCGCACAAGAACUAUUAUUAACCAUAGUUGGACUAAAGUUAGCCCAAACUCUGGCUAGUCGACGAUGGUUGGACUACUCUAGUCAACUAUUCAGGACCAGCCUACCGCGGCUAAUCGCGCCAUGAUUUAUAGCUGUCACAAUCCAUACAAUAGGUUACAAUUGUAUGAUGUCAAAGUUUCCCGGUGAUUGGCCGCCAUUGUAGUGGGCAAGCGUUUAGUUAGCAACCACGUCAUUGCAAACUAGAGUGUAGGGCUUAUUUUCACACUCAAUUAUUUAUCAAGUGUAAUAAUAGUCACUACCUGUGUACAGUUGUUAUAAUCGUGUUGGCUCAGCACUUUUCUAUCUGUUUUUGCCAUUCAUCACAGCUUUAAAGUCUUGCCUAGUCUUGCGCACCGUGUACAUGUUUGCCUACUACUAUCUUUGCCAAACAUUUUGGCUAGGUCCGGUCCGGCCCAGUUUGUACUAACGAGAGUGGACUGUAGUGAUGCUGACUGUCUGCUACCCAGAUGUAGGCCGAUUCACAUGAUCAGUGAGACAGCCCAAGUUCACAUAUUCAGACCAGCGUUACACAGGUCCACUACAGCUGCAAUUUUGACAGCAGCACUUUAAAUUUGUGUAAGUCUUCUGUUGUUUGUACUUAAAAGUUUCAAAUACACUAAUCUGAUUCUUAAAAACAGUCGUUUUAUCAGUAAAUUUUGAUUCUUCAUAUUGUCUUAUGUUGAAAUUAUGCAUAUAACUUUUUAUAAGAUUGGUUUUAGUUGGUCCAUUUUAAACCACCGUUAGUGUUUUCAUGUAGUUUGUU
Molecule: messenger RNA, 2892 nt
Organism: Patiria miniata (bat star)
Lineage: Eukaryota; Metazoa; Echinodermata; Asteroidea; Valvatida; Asterinidae
Product: chitobiosyldiphosphodolichol beta-mannosyltransferase-like
Exons: 10
Coding region: 80-1528 (482 amino acids)
Cellular component (GO): endoplasmic reticulum
Molecular function (GO): mannosyltransferase activity
Source: RefSeq, a predicted model, not a curated record